GUUGUUGGACUUCACUGAGCACUGUUCAGUCACAGCAGCAGAGUUAACUCUGUAAAGUAAACACACUAAGAGAUGGAGACAUUACACAGUGUCUUGGGCUUUGAGUGGAUGGACAGCAGGAGUAUUUUGAUAUUUCUGUGUGUCUUUCUGUUGUUGGCUCAUGUUUUGAAGAACAGAGCGCCACCAAACUUUCCUCCAGGACCGUGGGCUCUUCCUUUCAUUGGCGACCUUUUUCGCAUUAAUCCCAGCAGAAUCCACCUGCAGAUGGGAGAGUUUGCAGAGAAAUAUGGAAACAUUUUCAGCCUCCAGAUCUUUGGUGGAAGAGUUGUAGUCCUAUAUGGCUACAAGCUUGUGAGAGAGGCCCUGGUCCAAAGAGGAGAGGACUACACAGAUCGCCCCUCUGUGCCACUGUUUGAAGAAAUAAAUGGGAGAAAAGGUCUGGUGAUAUCGAACGGCCCUCCAUGGAAGGAGCAGAGGAGAUUUGCUCUUCGUACACUCAAAAACUUCGGUUUGGGCAAGAAGACGCUGGAGCCAUCCAUCCAGCAGGAGUGCCAUUAUCUCAUUGAGGCUUUUGCCCUUCAGCAAGGGAAGCCGUUUAACGCCCAGACACUGAUAAACAACGCUGUGUCCAACAUCAUCUGCUGCCUGGUGUUUGGAGAACGCUUUGAGUACACUGACAAGCAGCACCAGAAUAUUCUUCAGAUCUUCAACGAGCUAUUGUACUUAGAGGCAGGCAUGUGGGCACAGAUUUAUAACGUAUUUCCCUGGCUGAUGAAGUGGCUGCCUGGACCUCACAGGAGGAUAUUCACUCUGACACAAUAUAUCACUGACUAUGUACAAGCCAAGAUCAACGAACACAGAGGGAGCUUUGACCCGUCCUCACCAAGAGACUACAUCGACUGCUUCCUCACUGAGAUGGAAGAGAUGAAGGACAAAGACUCUGGUUUUGAUUUAGAGAAUUUGAGUUUUUGCGCUCUGGACCUGUUUGUUGCUGGAACUGAAACCACGACCACGACUUUACACUGGGGACUGCUGUACAUGAUCUAAUACCCUCACAUACAAGAGAGAGUCCAGGCUGAGAUAGAUACUGUCGUUGGUUCAUCCAAACAGCCCUCGAUGACUGACAGAGAAAACAUGCCCUAUACUGAUGCCGUCAUCCAUGAGAUCCAGAGGAUGGCCGACAUUCUUCCCCUCAAUUUGCUCCACAUGACAAACAAGGACACCACACUGGACAAGUACACACUGCCAAAGGGCACCCCUGUCCUGCCCACGCUGAUCUCGGUUCUACGUGAUGAGACGAUGUGGGAAACUCCACACUCCUUCAACCCUCAACAUUUUCUGGACCAGGACGGCAAAUUUAGGAAGAGAGAGGCCUUCCUCCCCUUUUCAGCAGGUAAGCGUGUGUGUCUCGGGGAGCAGCUGGCCAGGAUGGAAUUAUUCCUCUUCUUCACCUCCCUCCUUCAGAGGUUUUCUUUCUCAGCACCUGCUGGAGAGCAGCCCAGUCUGGAUUACAAGUUAGGAACCACUCUGUGUCCCAAACCUUACCGCCUCUGUGCCGUACCACGAUAAUCCACCGCCUGCCCCAAACUGAACCAUCACCAACACAAAGAGUCCAUCCCCCAAUAACCAAAUGGAUCCCUUACAGACUCAUUGA
This is a messenger RNA of Epinephelus lanceolatus (giant grouper), 1654 nucleotides long. Its product is annotated as cytochrome P450 2J4-like. Gene Ontology annotation, cellular component: cytoplasm; intracellular membrane-bounded organelle. Gene Ontology annotation, molecular function: heme binding; oxidoreductase activity, acting on paired donors, with incorporation or reduction of molecular oxygen, reduced flavin or flavoprotein as one donor, and incorporation of one atom of oxygen; iron ion binding. The record is from RefSeq and is a predicted model, not a curated record. NCBI's taxonomy places the organism in Eukaryota, Metazoa, Chordata, Actinopteri, Perciformes, Serranidae. Gene Ontology annotation, biological process: xenobiotic metabolic process.